CGUAGUCAUAUAUACUUUGUGUUCCUAAUACAAACAUAACUGCUGCUGCAGGCCUGCCUACGAAUGUUAGCAAAGUAAUGCAGACGAAUAGCUUUUCCUUUUUGACACGGACUCUGUAUGUAGAAGGACAAACAAAAACAAGUACGUAUAUGACAUCGACAAUGAGUUCAAUCAAGGGACCUGCGAUAAACGAACACGACGGCUCAAACCUCCGAAUUGCCAUCGUGCACGCCCGUUGGAAUAAACCCGUGGUCGAUGCGCUCGUCGCCGGUGCGCUCGCCAAACUGCGUCUAUCCGGCGUUGAGGCUUGCAACAUAGUCAUCCAGUCUGUGCCGGGUAGCUUCGAGCUUCCAUUGGCAUGUUCUAGAAUCAUAACGGGAUCGCGCAUCCAGAGUGGAGGAUCAUCCGGGGACUUGCUAGGUUUCACCUCUGCAAACCCGCCCUCUGUGGCAGAUUCUGCCCUUCCAUCUGCGCCAUUUGACGCUGUUAUCGCUAUCGGCGUUCUCAUCAAAGGCGCAACCAUGCAUUUCGAAUACAUCUCCGACAGCGUUUCCCAUGCCCUCAUGAAAGUUCAGCUAGAUACAGGGGUACCGGUCAUCUUCGGAGUAUUGACAGCCUUAAACGAAGAACAAGCAUUGGAGCGUGCAGGUAUGGGUGGUGGUUCAAACAAAGGUCAUAAUCAUGGAGAAGAUUGGGGACUCGCCGCUGUGGAGAUGGCGACUCAUUGUCGGAACUGGAGCCAAGGAAGGUUCAUUGAGGAGGCGUAGAAAGCAGCAAGCAGUAGUAUGGAACUAAGUAUGACUUGUAUGUGUAGUAGUGAUUAUAGAAUUGUCAGCAAGGGGAGCUCAGACAUUCAAC
Molecule: messenger RNA, 858 nt
Organism: Pisolithus orientalis
Lineage: Eukaryota; Fungi; Basidiomycota; Agaricomycetes; Boletales; Pisolithaceae
Product: 6,7-dimethyl-8-ribityllumazine synthase
Exons: 2
Coding region: 78-767 (229 amino acids)
Biological process (GO): riboflavin biosynthetic process
Cellular component (GO): riboflavin synthase complex; intracellular anatomical structure; mitochondrial intermembrane space
Molecular function (GO): 6,7-dimethyl-8-ribityllumazine synthase activity
Source: RefSeq, a predicted model, not a curated record